This is a messenger RNA of Periophthalmus magnuspinnatus, 3326 nucleotides long. It is a transcript of the gene cry1a, whose product is annotated as cryptochrome circadian regulator 1a. Gene Ontology annotation, cellular component: cytoplasm; nucleus. NCBI's taxonomy places the organism in Eukaryota, Metazoa, Chordata, Actinopteri, Gobiiformes, Gobiidae. The record is from RefSeq and is a predicted model, not a curated record. The transcript is spliced from 14 exons. Gene Ontology annotation, biological process: negative regulation of DNA-templated transcription; circadian regulation of gene expression; entrainment of circadian clock by photoperiod. The coding region runs from base 764 to 2665 and encodes 633 amino acids. Gene Ontology annotation, molecular function: FAD binding; DNA binding.
GCGUGCGUGAGCAGCAGAGGCGGACUCAGGCGGAGGUACGGCGCAGAGGCUGAGGAGCUAUUCGUGGAGGCAGAGGAUAUUUUUUAUCUAACAUAACCUUAACACAAUCUACACGUGGAGGCGAGAGAAAGAAAGACGUUUAUGAAGCUAAGUAUUUGAACAGAUCAACAGGGCAGCAUAUUCGGUAGCUUUUCUGUGGCAUUUUUUUAAUUUACAUAACACCUUAUCCCCGGUGUGUGCGUCGGCAAAUCUGCUACAGUAUAGGUCUGAGAGGAAGCGACCUUUACAAAACAUCUGAUAGAUCUCUCAAUUGUUCAUACUAGGCCUCUCAUUCGAGUAUACGACCAAUAUACAGUUGACCGUAUGUAUCUUGAUAGAUGCAUUUUUACUAUUCAGAUAAACAAGUUAUACAACAAAAUGGCCUAUUGCUUUUUCCUGUGAGCGGUCCUAAAGCCCGCCGUGUUCACAGCUGCAGCGCCGCCGUGGGUCCCGCGCUGUCUCACACACAAAUGCUUCGCUCGCCAAAGGCUUUCAAAUUCUUCGACAUUAUGGAAAAGAUACUGUUAGAGCAAGGUUAAUUACAAAUACUCCUGUCAGUUAGGGUGUUUAGACGUAAGUGUUUUUUUUUUUAACUCCAAAUCUUCAAGUUGCCUUGUGCUGAAUAUCGCCUGCAAGAAACCCUGAAGCCAGAAAAACCAACGGAGUGACCAAAAACAGACUUCUGACAUAAUUCUUAAAGAAAACGGAUUUAUCCAACUAAGUAAUGGUCAUUAAUACGGUCCAUUGGUUCAGGAAGGGACUGCGGCUCCACGACAAUCCGUCGCUCAAGGAUUCUCUGUUGGGAGCGGACACUGUGCGCUGCGUCUACAUCCUUGACCCCUGGUUCGCCGGCUCCUCUAACGUGGGGAUCAACAGGUGGAGGUUCUUACUGCAGAGUCUUGAGGAUUUGGAUUCCAGCCUUCGUAAAUUAAACUCUCGUCUGUUUGUGAUUCGAGGCCAGCCCACUGAUGUCUUUCCCAGACUUUUUAAAGAAUGGAAGAUUUCUCGUCUGUCCUACGAGUAUGAUUCUGAGCCAUUUGGAAAAGAGCGAGAUGCAGCUAUUAAAAAGCUGGCCACUGAGGCUGGAGUGGAGGUGACAGUGUGCGUCUCUCAUACACUCUAUGAUCUGGACAAGAUUAUAGAGCUAAAUGGAGGUCAGUCGCCCCUCACAUACAAACGUUUCCAGACCCUCAUCAGUCAUAUGGACGCAGUCGAAGUCCCUGUAGAAACCAUAACAGCUGAGGUCAUGAGCAAAUGCACUACACCACUCUCUGAAGACCAUGAUGAUAAGUUUGGUGUUCCGUCUCUGGAAGAGCUUGGUUUCGAUAUUGAGGGGUUGUCUUCAGCUGUGUGGCCAGGAGGUGAGUCUGAGGCCCUCACCCGGCUUGAGAGGCAUUUGGAGAGAAAGGCAUGGGUCGCCAAUUUUGAACGACCUAGAAUGAAUGCUAACUCACUCCUUGCCAGCCCAACAGGCCUCAGUCCCUACCUACGUUUUGGAUGCCUCUCCUGCCGACUUUUCUACUUUAAACUCACUGAUCUUUACAGAAAGGUAAAGAAGAACAGCUCGCCUCCUCUUUCACUCUAUGGCCAGCUGCUUUGGCGAGAGUUCUUUUAUACAGCAGCCACCAACAACCCCUGCUUUGAUAAAAUGGAGAGCAACCCCAUUUGUGUUCAGAUUCCUUGGGAUCGCAACCCAGAAGCACUGGCCAAGUGGGCGGAGGGCCGAAGUGGAUUCCCCUGGAUUGAUGCCAUCAUGACCCAGCUCAGACAGGAGGGAUGGAUCCACCACCUGGCCAGACAUGCGGUGGCCUGCUUUCUGACCAGAGGAGACCUGUGGAUCAGCUGGGAGGAAGGCAUGAAAGUGUUUGAGGAGCUAUUGCUGGAUGCUGACUGGAGUGUGAAUGCAGGCAGCUGGAUGUGGCUCUCCUGUAGCUCCUUCUUUCAGCAGUUCUUCCACUGCUACUGUCCUGUGGGGUUUGGUCGACGCACAGAUCCAAACGGAGAUUACAUAAGACGCUAUCUGCCGAUUCUCAGAGGAUUUCCUGCCAAGUAUAUUUAUGAUCCUUGGAAUGCACCAGAGACUGUUCAAAAGGCCGCCAAAUGUAUCAUUGGAGUGCAUUAUCCCAAGCCCAUGGUUCAUCACGCUGAGGCCAGCCGUCUCAAUAUUGAGCGAAUGAAACAGAUCUAUCAACAGCUGUCCUGUUACAGGGGCCUCGGUUUGUUGGCAACUGUUCCAUCAAAUUCCAAUACCACAAGUAAUGGAACCACCAAUGAAAAUGACAACAGCAAUGGAAAAAGGAAUGCAGAGGGAUCCCUGGAUGUGUGUUAUGGUGAGGCUACACCUGCUUCUGCAGCUUCAAGUGGGUAUCAAAUGUCAGUUCACCACCAGGGGGACUGGCAAAGUGGUGCAAGGAUGUAUCUACAAAGUGACGCUCAAACCAGCAACUCUACAACUCUGCAGGGGUAUGCAAGUGUAGGGCCCGGUAUGGUGUGUUACAGUCAAAGCUCAAAGGAUGCUCUUGCCCCUGUUGUUCAAAAAGGGCCUGAACACCGCUCUCAAAUAAGUGGAAAAAGACCAAAUGAAGAUACUGGAAACACUAAAGCCUCAAAAGUCCAGAGGCACUAGGUGUUCACUACCCAUUGGGUCCAACCUCGUGAAGCACAGCUGUGUGAAAAUAUCCUCGACAGAAAACUGGUCAAUUGUUUUCUACUUUUUAAUGUAAAGACUGUAUAUUCUGAUAUGGAUUUUAUCCAAACAAGACUGAAGAGGCUGCCACUCCAGGCUUACUCUUUGGUUGAUCAUUUUCAACUCAAAAUGUGUAUAUAUUGAAUUUGCUAAUUUUCGGCUCACAUACAACGUGUAUAUAUUUGGAUAUUGUAUGUGUGUUUUCUUUUUGUGUAGCAUAGACCUAUUAUAUUUUUGAUAUGACAGUUGGUGAGUUUUUGUUCCCUAAAGUUUUCCAUCGAUGAACAACUUAUAAACAGUCCUUUAUUUACAACAACACCCGUUUCCCUAACAAUGCGACUCAUGAUGCAGCUGUACAGAAUAUCCACUCCACAUCAGUUGCCCCUGUGAUUUCUCCAGUGUAUCUAACAGAAGUGUUGUCUCUAUAUCUGAGUGCUUGUCAAAUGGUUUAAAUCCCUCUACACUCAUUACUAUAUAUCUUUAUGACUUCACAGUUAACUAAAUCAGUCUUGUCAAUAGUCAUCCAGUCACACAAGAACAUUAUCAUGUUUCCUCCAUAAAAAAUGUUAAAACAAGUUUCAAUAAAUAUUAUUGAUAUUGA